ACCAGCAGUCCCUGCUUCCCAUACGUGGGUGAGCUCCAGCAAAGCUGGGAUUGCAUCUCUGUUGACACCUCCGCACAGUCAACAUGCAGCAGCGAGAGAGAAACAUGCAGACACAGUGACUGGGAUGAAGACGGCAGUGGUUGCGAGAAAGAGAGACCUCCAGACAUGGGCGAGAGAGUGAAAGGGAGCUAUUUGAAGAGGUAGAAGUCGUCAAGUGUUAUCAUUAAUUAUUUUUUGGAGUGUGGUCAGCGGGACACAAUCGAACAAAGCAACUUGAAGGACGUUUUCAAAUGCAACAUGGAAACUGCGGUUCCUGCAAACCUGAGGAUUUGAAAUGGGAUUAUUCAUUAGAAUCAGUUUAAUUCUCCAAACGAUGGCACGAAGAAUAUGACAAUCCAUUAUCAGUAAUUAAGAUUUGAAGCUGCGAUGCCCUCAGAGAUGGCUGUCAACAGUUUCUCCAUCUUCCUCCUGCUACUGAUGGGUUCUUGCACAUCCCAUCCAUCACCUCCUCCUCCUCCACUGGGAUGUAGUGAGCAUGUGGAGCCCUCUUACAGAGUGCUGUGUGACCUGGAGUCGGUGUGGGGCGUCGUUUUGGAGGCUGUGGCUUGUAGCGGGGGCCUCACCUCUCUAAUCCUCGCCGCGCUCCUUCUCGUCAAGCUUCGCUCUAUUUCAGACCCGGCCAGGCGCUCUGGAGUGGGACCCCUUCUCCUGCUCCUGGGUACACUCCUUGGGAUAUUCCCCAUCUCUCUAGCAUUCCUUGUGGGAAAGAACCAGGUCCUAUGUGUGAUUCGCAGAGCCUUCUGGGGCCCCCUCUUCGCCCUUUGCUUCUCAAGCUUGCUCGUCCAGGGCCUGAGGCUCAGGAGGCUGGUGGCUGGGAAGACGAGCCCCUCAGGAAGCACGCUGGCUGCACUGGGCUUGGCGUUGGCCUUGGUUCAGGGCAUUAUUUCUGCCGAAUGGGUCCUUCUCACCGUCGUCAGGGAGGGUCACCCAGCCUGCGAGUAUCCACCUUUGGACUUUGCUCUGGCAUGCAGCUACACUUUAGGGCUGCUCCUCAUAGCCAUGGGGCUCUCUCUCGGGGUAGUGCUGUGUGGGGGCGAACUGGUGGUAGAGGCAGCUCGUGAAAGUGCCGAGGAUCGAGAAGAUGAGAGUGACAAAAGGAGAUGGAAAUGUAAUGCGGUGUGGCUCUUCCUGGCAAGUCUGGCUUCGGCCUUGCUUUGGGUGGCAUGGCUUGGCUUUUAUCUCUAUGGGAGCCAAGCAAUGAGGCUCAGAGGGAAAGUAGGGAGGUCAGGAGGAGGAGCGGGAAAGGUGGAGGACCGUCUGCUGGACGAGCCCGCUCUGGCCGUGGCCCUGGUUGUGCAGGGCUGGAUCCUUCUGCUGUUCCACGGCAUUCCUGAGAGCCACCUGUGUCUCUGGAACCGUUCACAAUGCGCCAGGCAAGAUUUCUUUGACACCAGUGAGACAACGCCUCCUCCACAUUUCAGAGAUGAGCUCCAAGCACACUCUCAGCAACCCUUCCAGGAAAACCAGGCCUUCUCUAUUGAGGAGCACGGUGCAACUCUUCGAAGUGGAAACUAUCACCAGAGCGGUCACGGCAGCGUUCGCCCUGGCAUCGCCUUCAGAGGUCACGUAUACCAACCGACUGAAAUGGCUCUUGUUAUGAAUGGCGGCACGAUGCCCACGGCCCCUAUUAACUACACUGGAAGACGACUGUGGUAAAGUGGUCAUGGGACGUGAGCUUCUGUAUCACUAUGUUGCUUAAUCCCCUGAUUCCUGACGAGGAGUAAUCAUUCCAAAAAGACAUAAGCUAUCAUCCAGGAUGGACUGACAACAGCUCAACACAUUUCAUGUUCCUGCAUAAUUGUUUGAAUUCUGCAUUUUGAAAGCCAUCGUUGAAAGGUUGUGUCACUUUCCUCAAAUAAAAGGAAUGGAAAUGACAGUGACAGUACGGAUGAGGACAUUUUGCUGGUCUCAAUACCAGUUACAGUGAUUUAAUAUUAGCGAUGCACAGAUGUUUGUAAUAUGUAAAUACGAUAACAGCAAAUGUUUCAGGUGGACCGAUAAUGCGUGGGGUUGAGGAUUAUACAAACCUUCAGGAUAUGAAUUUACAGAAUAUCCUACAAAAGCUUGCUAUGUCUUGUAUUUUUCCUGCCAUUUGGCUAGUCCAUUAGAGUGCUACAGUACAGCGCUUGUUCGUAUUGCCCGUAAUCUUGCACAAAAAGAAAGUCUGUGGGCAACCUAAAAAGCCAUUUACCAAUGCACUCAACAGUGAAAUCAUUAGGUACACUGGUGCACCUUUUACAUGCAUCAUCUAUUCAGGACCCAAACAAGAGCUGAGUUUUGAUUCUCAUAUACAUUACCCGAGAUGUUAUAAACACAAUUUAGUGCGAUGCAGUUUAAUUUUACAAUAAAACCAAAACAAUAUGCAUAUUGUGAAAUGAACAUGAAGGAAUGAGCAUUCAAGCUCUUGCAAUGGAUCUCAUUAGUGGUAAGGUCAUGGCACCCGAAUGAGCCGUCAAAGGUUAUCAAUUGUCCAAGUUUACUUUGUUUGGCUGAAAAUGAUGAUUCAUUAAUGCUUUCAUAUUUUUGGUCCUUUAACACAACAACAAAGAUAUGAAUUACAAACAGAAUAUUUGAGUGUUUUACAACAUUUUGACCUUUAGUGUUUUACUUUACAAUGGAGAGGAAUUUCCAAACAUAAAAUUAGGCAAAAAAAUGAAUUAACUGAUGAUCUUAAAUACUCUUACUGGCAGAAAUGUAAUUGGAAUUUAGACCUUAACCCAAAUAUGGACUGCGUGUGAGAGUCUUAUUGAAAUUGCUGGCAGUGAUUGUCCACGGUAACGUAACAACUGGACAACCAGUGGUCAUUGUCUCAGGAGUUUAAUGGGUUGAAUGAUCACAACGUUAUUGAGCGGAAGGUCGGCGCAAUUUUCAGCGACUCCAUAUGCAUCAUUGGCUCAUAUUUUGAGAAAUCAAGAGUAUCGGUAAACUUCUGACAGUUUCACAAUUGGUAAAUCAAUUGGUGAAUAAAGUGCAAGUGUACCUAAUGAUGUAACCAAUGAGUGUAAAUAUAUGUGAUACAGUACAAGGUUUAAGAUAUCUUGGAAGCUGUAUUUUGCACUUUAUGAGAGUUAAUAUGAUCUUUGUGUGGUAAUAUUUGGGAAUAGGUCAACUAUUUUGAUAUUUUGUCAAUAUGAUUUUAUUUUGUUUUUUUUCUAAGAUUUUGAUGUCAAUAUUCAAUAAAUGAAUAAAACAAACACCGUAUGGCCAGGUGUCAAAAGAUCCUAUCAAUAAUGUAGACGAGAGGUUAUUAAAUCAUCUGUUUGUCAUCUG
This is a messenger RNA of Syngnathus typhle (broad-nosed pipefish), 3330 nucleotides long. It is a transcript of the gene gprc5bb, whose product is annotated as G protein-coupled receptor, class C, group 5, member Bb. Lineage: Eukaryota; Metazoa; Chordata; Actinopteri; Syngnathiformes; Syngnathidae. Gene Ontology annotation, cellular component: extracellular exosome; signaling receptor complex; intracellular membrane-bounded organelle. The transcript has 4 exons. Gene Ontology annotation, molecular function: protein kinase activator activity; protein kinase binding; G protein-coupled receptor activity. Bases 427 to 1716 code for a protein of 429 amino acids. The record is from RefSeq and is a predicted model, not a curated record. Gene Ontology annotation, biological process: G protein-coupled receptor signaling pathway.